Messenger RNA from Hypoxylon trugodes, 1575 nucleotides. RefSeq lists its product as uncharacterized. Lineage: Eukaryota; Fungi; Ascomycota; Sordariomycetes; Xylariales; Hypoxylaceae. The record is from RefSeq and is a predicted model, not a curated record. Gene Ontology annotation, molecular function: FAD binding. The transcript has 4 exons. The coding region runs from base 1 to 1575 and encodes 524 amino acids.
AUGACGCGCCGGCACACUUCCAUCGAUGGGAAUGUUGUCCAGCGCAACGCAAAAGGGUUUGAUAGAAUCCCACGACAGUCUCAUUAUUUCUCCGCGCCUAAGAAUCACCUACACGAUACACAUUAUAUGCUUCAAGACGCAAUGACCACUUCUGUUGAGUCCCCAUUUCGCAUCAUUGUCGUCGGCGGCGGCAUUGCUGGCGUAGCCGCCUCACAUAUGCUCCACAAGGCAGGGAUUGACCACGUCGUGCUUGAAAGAAGACCAAUAGUCGCGACGCCAGAAGGGGGGAGCCUAUUUAUUUACCCUCACGGGUCGCGGAUCCUCGAGCAAUUACAUUGUUUGAACGUUGUGGAAAAAGGCACCGUUCCGCCAGGUCGGUGGCUUGUCCGACUUCCAGAUGGCGAGAAGUUAAUGAACAGUGGUUUUUUCGGCUAUCUCAAAGAGAACCACGGUUAUGGUAUCCUCAUUUUCGAACGGCCCAAAUUUCUUCAGGACUUAUACGAUACCUUGCCGGAUAAAUCACGAGUUAGAACAAACUGCCCUGUACAGGAUAUUAGACAAGAUGAUGAUGGGGUUGAAGUGGUGCUGGCCAAUGGUGAGAUUGAGAGGGGCGACUUGGUCCUGGGUUGCGAUGGAGUAUAUAGCCUAGUCAGAAGUGUCAUGUGGGAAAAUGCGAAUCGGCAGUUCCCUGGGAUGAUUACGGCGAAAGAAAAGACUGCCAUAAAAGCGAACUGGUAUUGCCUCGUCUUUGUAACUCCCGGUAUCCCAGAGCUGGGCACUACGGAAGUAAACGUAAUUAAUGGCCCAAAGCACUCUCACAUGUUUACGUUGACGCCGCACCGAGGGUUCUUCGCCGUAUACUUCCUCCUAGACGAGCCUUGUCCGUGGCCCAAACGAGGGCGGCGCUUCACCGACCAAGAUAUGGAAGAAUUGGCUGCAUCGGUGGCAGAUCAUCCCUUAACAGAGACGGUAGUCUUUGCGGAAGCGUGGAAACGUCGAUUGCGAGCGAGCGUGGUCCACCUCGAGGAAGGUGUCCUAGACCACUGGUAUCAUGGGAGGAUAGCCCUGGCAGGGGAUUCUGCGCACAAGGUGAUGCCAAAUAUGGGGUUGGGUGGAAAUUCGGGCAUUGAGUCGGUCGCUGUUUUAACAAACCACCUACGGAAAAUGCUUGUAGACAACAAUUGGACUAAACCAAGCAAAUCGGCCCUCGAGAAAGCAUUAGCUGGAUAUCAGGCCGAGCGUUUGGAACGCAUGAGACACAUAUUCAGCUUCUCGUCUAACCUCUCGCAAGGAUGGUCAACUCCAUGGUAUAAGUUUUUGGCCCUUUGGGUACUACCAAUGCUGCCAGACAGGUCGCUAGUGGGUGAAAUGUCGGCAAUUAUCAGCUCUGCGCCAACACUGAAUUUUGUAGAGGCGGGUCGGUUUCCUUCGGGUCGCGUGCCCUGGAAUUAUGAGGUAAAGAAGACUUUAGUCUCAAAAGAGGGAGGCGGAGUCAAAACCAGCAAGCUGGGUGGGAUGGGUGUUCUAAUAGCAUUGACCGCGAUGAUUUACCUCUACCGCGCUUCGAGCCUUUAG